Molecule: messenger RNA, 1959 nt
Organism: Sorex araneus (European shrew)
Lineage: Eukaryota; Metazoa; Chordata; Mammalia; Eulipotyphla; Soricidae
Gene: C1QL2
Product: complement C1q like 2
Exons: 2
Coding region: 518-1381 (287 amino acids)
Molecular function (GO): protein binding
Source: RefSeq, a predicted model, not a curated record
CCUUACGUCAGGGUAGCUGGGUCCCCCCACCGCUCGGGAGCGGGCGAGCCGCGGGAGAGCAGAGUAGAGCGCGGCGCGGAGCCGGGGCGCACUCACCGCGCGCGCAGAGCCCGCCGAGCCCCGCCGCGGAUCCCGCAGCCAGCGAGCGCUCCCCCGGGCCGCCGCCGCCGCCGUCCCCGGGAGCCGCGGGGCGCCGGGCUCCUUCCGUGCGCUCCCCGCCCCGCCAUGCGCGCGGGGCUCCGCGCCUCUCCCCGGCAGCUCCGGCGCGGUGGGCAGCGGCGCUCGGGCCCCGGCGCGGCUCGCUGAAGUAGUUGGGCGGCCGGAGCAGAGGGUCGCCACGUCGGGGGCGCGGCCUGGACUCGUGGAGGAACCGAGCCCCGAGCGCGGGGAGCGGGGCCGCCCGCGUCGCCCCACCAUUACCUCCCCGGGCGGCAAGGAAGAGCUGGUGGCGGUCGCCUCCCGGCUGUGGCAGCGGCGGCGGCGCGCCUGCCUGGCGGCCGUCGGCGUGCUCCUGGCCAUGGCGCUGGGGCUGCUCAUCGCCCUGCCGCUGCUGCUGCAGGCGGCGCCCCCCGGCGCCGCGCACUAUGAAAUGAUGGGCACCUGCCGCAUGAUCUGCGACCCCUACAGCGCCGCGCCCAGCGGGGGUCCCGCGGGCGCCAAGGCGCCGCCGCCCGGACCCAGCACGGCGGCCCUGGAAGUCUUGCAGGACCUGAGCGCCAACCCUCCGCCCCCUUUCAUCCAGGGACCCAAGGGCGACCCGGGACGACCUGGCAAGCCCGGACCGCGGGGCCCCCCUGGAGAGCCGGGCCCGCCGGGACCCAGGGGCCCUCCGGGGGAGAAGGGCGACUCGGGGAGGCCUGGCCUGCCCGGGUUGCAGCUGACGGCGGGCACGGCAGGCGGUGUCGGGGUGGUGGGUGGCGGAACCGGGGGCGGCGGCGACUCGGAGGGCGAAGUGACGGGCGCGCUGAGCGCCGCCUUCAGUGGCCCCAAGAUCGCCUUCUACGUGGGUCUUAAGAGCCCCCACGAAGGCUACGAGGUGCUCAAGUUUGACGACGUGGUCACCAACCUCGGCAACCACUACGACCCCACGACCGGCAAGUUCAGCUGUCAGGUGCGCGGCAUCUACUUUUUCACCUACCACAUCCUCAUGCGCGGCGGCGAUGGCACCAGCAUGUGGGCGGAUCUCUGCAAGAACGGGCAGGUCCGGGCCAGCGCCAUCGCCCAGGACGCAGACCAGAAUUACGACUACGCCAGCAACAGUGUGGUACUGCACCUCGAUUCCGGGGACGAGGUGUACGUGAAGCUGGAUGGCGGGAAGGCGCACGGAGGCAACAACAACAAGUACAGCACGUUCUCCGGCUUCCUGCUGUACCCGGAUUAGGGGGGCCGGGAGCACGAGGAGGGUGCCUGCCGGGGAGCGCUCUGUUCUUUGGCGAGGGUCGCUCCGCCUGCGCCCCACUUCCUGACAUCUCCGUGGGGGUAAAAAGACAUCCCUGCUGUUCUCCUAUGCUCUGCUCCCCGGCCUCAGUGUGUCUGCGACUCACCACGCUCAGGGCUGUGCUCCUGGUCCCUGUCCCCAACCCGGGUGGGGGGGGGGAGGAUGAGGGAGAGGGGGCAUGUCAGGAGCAUGAAGCUGAAGGCCAGCAGCGUCUUCAGCAACCUCAGAGUUGACUUUGCCAAACCGAUCAGACUGAAAAGGCAGGCGGGACAGGACGCCUGCCUCCUUCCUGUCCCUCUCCUCUGAGUGUUUUGGGUGGGGGAGGGGCUCCUCCAGGGAGGUGGGCAUUGAAAACAAGCACACCCUACCCGGGCAUCCUCCUGGUGACCUGAAUUACCUGUGUGAAUUUCCCUCCAUCCGCUGCCUCCCCGCCUGCUGCAGAAUCCCAGCAAAGGAAACUUUUGCCUCCCUACUGCGCUCCACCUCAGAUCCAUCGCGAUGCAUUAAAUUCCGUUUCUAGA